AUGUCUAAACGCACUCCAAGGGUUUUUAUCAUUCGCCAUGGUGAGUGAGGAUGUCUGUGUGCGUGCGUGCGUGCGUGUGUGUGUAGGUCAUGUUGCAGUGCUGUAGUCUAAUGCUAACGAGUGUUAUCGUGCCACAGGUGAGACGGAAUGGUAAUUGCAAUACCCCGCAUCCCAGAUCUGCUUUGAAUACGUGAUAUGUAGAAUGUUAUACACGUUCGUUAGGUACCACGUGUUGAUACAAUUGGGCGCAAUGUGCACAGGUCGCUCAACGGCCGACACACCAGCACGACAGACCUCCCUUUGACGCCCGCCGGUGAGAUGCGCAUAAAAGCAACCGGGGAAGCUCUCAUCGGAGAGAAGGGGCUGAUUUGUCCGAGCCUAUUAGCAUACGUGUAUCACCCCCCUUCCCCCCAGUAAUAUUAAUCGCUCCCAAACGGUAGCAAUGGGCGCUACGAGUACAUUGCAGUGCUGACCUCAGGAAGCUACGUCUCCCCACGCCUCAGGGCAAAGCGCACCCUUGAGCUACUCGGACUCUACGAGAAAUGCCCGCACCUGCACGAACGGUCUGCUGAGACUGAUCAACUGGUGGAAUGGAAUUACGGCGACUACGAGGGCCUCACGAGCCCGGAGAUACGCGAGCACCGGCGCGCGAACGGGGCGCUCGCUGAUAGGCCGUGGGAUAUUUGGCGGGACGGGUGCGUGGGAGGGGAAUCGCCGGAGGAUGUGGAGAGGAGGUGUGACGCGCUUAUCAAGACGAUUAGAGAGCAAUGGCAUGGCCCUGCUGUGCGGGAUGGAAACACGCCCGGGGAUGUGGUGUGUGUCGCACAUGGCCACUUGUUGAGGGCUUUUGCGAUGAGGUGGGUUGGGAAGAGCAUUAGUAGUAAUACGGUGCCACUGAUAUUGGAGGCUGGAGGUGUUGGGAUCCUCAGGUUCGCCCCCUGCUUUCCCUAUCCCAUUACGGUCUAGUAAGGGUUGUGCAUUGAUGGGUUGGCAGUUAUGAACAUCACUCGAUUGACGAGCCCGCAAUAUUGCUCGGGGGUUCAUUCGUGGUUAAGGCUGAAAGCCCCAAAGAUUCGGAGAGCCCGGAGACGGAGCGUCAGACCAAGGUGGCCAUCAUGUGA
Molecule: messenger RNA, 1121 nt
Organism: Tuber aestivum (summer truffle)
Lineage: Eukaryota; Fungi; Ascomycota; Pezizomycetes; Pezizales; Tuberaceae
Source: the annotation of a GenBank genome assembly